AAGCUCUUUACUCAAUUUGUCCUAACUUCGCUUUCCCGUCGUCCCUUGCUAUCCCAAGCAGAGCUGCAGAAGUCAUGGCAGGAGGAGGACGCGAGAAGGUGGCUCGUUUGCUGAAGCAGCUGCAGCUGGCAGCAUGCACGUGUCCAGUUCAUUCUCACACUUACAGUCAAGGUACUAAAGAUAUUGCUUUGGGGAAAACAGACUAUGCCUUUGAGAUGGCUGUUUCCAAUAUCCGAUAUGGAGAAGGAGUUACUAAAGAAGUGGGAAUGGACUUGCAGAAUUGGGGUGCUAAAAACGUUUGUGUGAUGACAGAUAAGACUCUUUGUCAGCUUCCUCCCAUGACAGCAGUGUUAGAGUCUCUGACAGUCAAUGGCAUAAACUUCCAAAUCUAUGAUAAUGUGAGAGUGGAACCCACAGACCAAAGUUUCCUAGAUGCCAUUGAGUUUGCCAAAAAGGGGGAGUUUGACUCCUAUGUUGCCGUAGGUGGGGGUUCAGUCAUAGAUACUUGUAAAGCUGCUGAUCUCUAUGCAUCAAGUCCAAGAUCAGAUUUCUUAGAUUACGUCAAUGCUCCUAUUGGAAAAGGCAAGCCUGUUACACACCAUCUCAAACCUCUGAUAGCAGUUCCUACAACAGCUGGAACUGGAAGUGAAACCACUGGAGUUGCUAUUUUUGAUUACAAAGAACUAAAAGUAAAAACUGGCAUUGCAUCUAGAUCCAUUAAGCCUACUUUGGGUAUUAUUGACCCAUUACACACUCGCCAUAUGCCAGAGCGGGUGGCAGCUAAUAGUGGUUUUGAUGUGCUUUGCCAUGCUCUUGAAUCCUACACUGCUCUACCCUACAACAAGCGCAGCCCUUGUCCUUCAAACCCAGUGAACCGGCCAGCUUAUCAAGGAAGCAACCCAAUCAGUGAUGUCUGGGCUGUCCAUGCAUUACAGAUUGUUUCCAAAUACUUAAAGAGAGCCAUAAAGAAUCCAGAAGAUCAAGAAGCAAGAUUUAACAUGCAUCUGGCAAGUGCUUUUGCUGGCAUUGGGUUUGGAAAUGCUGGUGUACAUCUUUGCCACGGCAUGUCUUAUCCAAUUUCCGGUUUGGUGAAGAAUUAUAAAGCAAAGGAUUAUAAUGUGGAUCAUUCCUUAGUGCCACAUGGCCUUUCGGUCAUCCUCACCUCUCCAGCAGUGUUUACCUUCACAGCACCAAUGUGUCCAGAGCGCCACUUGGAAGCUGCCCAAAUCAUGGGAGCUAACAUCAGUAAUGCCAAGAUGAAGGAUGCUGGGCUUAUUCUGGCAGACACUCUCCGAAAAAUUUUAUUUGAUCUCAAUGUUGAUGAUGGUUUAGCUGCCCUUGGUUAUUCAAAAGCCGAUAUUCCCGCUUUAGUCAAAGGCACCCUGCCUCAGGAGAGAGUGACUAAAUUAUCCCCUCGCCCUCAAACAGAAGAAGAGCUGUCAUCCCUGUUUGAAGCAUCUAUGAAAUUAUAUUAAUUUGCUUUUAAAAAAACUUUAAGCAGUGUUUUCUCAUUUCAGGGGAUAAAUCAAUUCAAAAUUUUAUACGGGGAUUAUAUGUAAAUGUCAUUUUCUAUUAAGAACUCCAACAUUCAUGUUUAUUUUUACACAUGAUUAUAAUUGGAGAUAUUCAGAUUUCAUUCACUAGUGGUGAUCACUGGAAUUAAUGAUAGUUUUGUCAUGAGAGAAAAAUAUAGUAAAUAAUGUUUUGGUUUGCCAUUUCACUAUCUCCACACCAAUUGGGUCAAGCAGGGGUACAAGAAUAAAACUUUUAUAAGUUCAAAACA
Molecule: messenger RNA, 1783 nt
Organism: Thamnophis elegans (Western terrestrial garter snake)
Lineage: Eukaryota; Metazoa; Chordata; Lepidosauria; Squamata; Natricidae
Gene: ADHFE1
Product: alcohol dehydrogenase iron containing 1
Exons: 14
Coding region: 75-1475 (466 amino acids)
Cellular component (GO): mitochondrion
Molecular function (GO): metal ion binding; alcohol dehydrogenase (NAD+) activity
Source: RefSeq, a predicted model, not a curated record